AUGAGUUCAUCAUCAUCUCAUCAUACUCGUUGUGCUGCUUGUAAGUAUUUGAGAAAGAGUUGCCCUUUAGAUUGUAUUUUCUCUCCAUAUUUUCCUUCAAACAAUCCUCAACGAUUUUCUUUCGUUCAUAAAAUUUUCGGGGCCAGCAAUGUCGGGAAAAUGCUCAAGCGAAUACCAAUGGAAUUGCGCGGUGAAGCAGUUGAUGCUAUGCAUUUCGAGGCGAAAUGUAGAAUGAAUAAUCGAGUUUAUGGAUGUGUUGGAAUUAUUUCUCAGUUACAACAACAAAUAAUGAAUGUUGAGACUCAAUUAGCUAUUACAAGAGCUGAGAUUGCCUUGUUUUCUUCAACUUCUUCUUGUUCUUCUUAUCCUAAUCCUAAUUUUAGUGAUUAUCUUGAGAUUGUACGAGAACCCCAUUUUCAAGAGGAGUAUUCUAAUCUCAAUAGCUUCACACAAUCACAACAAAAUGAAGAUCAUCAUUUCUUCAAUUUUUAG
This is a messenger RNA of Cannabis sativa, 492 nucleotides long. Its product is annotated as LOB domain-containing protein 24-like. The transcript is spliced from 2 exons. Bases 1 to 492 code for a protein of 163 amino acids. The record is from RefSeq and is a predicted model, not a curated record. Lineage: Eukaryota; Viridiplantae; Streptophyta; Magnoliopsida; Rosales; Cannabaceae.